This is a messenger RNA of Populus trichocarpa (black cottonwood), 2348 nucleotides long. RefSeq lists its product as uncharacterized. Gene Ontology annotation, molecular function: cyclase activity. The transcript is spliced from 2 exons. Gene Ontology annotation, biological process: sesquiterpene biosynthetic process. Bases 551 to 2221 code for a protein of 556 amino acids. The record is from RefSeq and is a predicted model, not a curated record. Lineage: Eukaryota; Viridiplantae; Streptophyta; Magnoliopsida; Malpighiales; Salicaceae.
UUUCUUGGGGCUCUUUAGAUUUCCUUUUAAUUCUUUUCUUGUUGGUUCUUUAUGUUAAUGCUUUCGUUCUGAUUUGCGUAACUGUUUUAAUUUUAGUCGUAUCAAUUAAUUACAUUCAUUUCUUUAUUAAUUUCGAUGCAUCAAAUCCUUGGUUGAAUUGUGUAAUUCAAGUUUCUGUAACAGCCCAAUUAACGAAAGGACUGCCCUUUUUUUUUUAAUGCAUAUCUGAUUCUGGGUUUUAAGGAUGGGUCAUUUCUUGCUUUUGUUACAUUUUUUAUUUGGGUUUUGAUCGUUCUUGCUUGUAUGAAAUUGACAAUCUUUUCUCCACUUUAUAUGUAAGUUUAAUCGUUGCCGAUUUGUUGACAGCAAACUUUUGAUAUUGUUCCCCUUCGUUCAGCUUCUGAACGCGUAGUUCAUUAUAGUCUAGGUUUCAAAACUAGACAAAACAUAGAGUAUUUUGCAUAUUGGAGUUCCCCCCCUCUGCUUUAUACAUUCACUGUUUAGGUCACGGCUGUCGCUCUGAUUAACAGGUCAAAUUUUGAGAGUGAGAAUGGCUUCAGUUGAUAACGGGAACCCCAAAGAUGAAAUUGAGGAAUGUAAUGGUACUAAGGCCGGGGGUCAAAUUCCUCUUCAGAUUUCAGCAUCUAGAAGGACACUAUUAAGCAAUGAAAACUCACAGAGGAAGUCCCAAGACAGCUUAAUCUCCCUUCCCAGUGGAAUAAAUUUUCUCAAAUUUGGUUCUGCAUCUGCCAAAUUCAGACAGUUAGCGCAGGAAAGAGACGAGUUUUCACGUUCAGUGACUUCUUCAAGUAGCCACGGUUUUCGAGAACGUAUCAAUGGGGUUUUUGCACGAAAGAUUGAUUGGGCUUUGCUCAUGAAAAUGGGCAAAGAAUGGAUCUGGGACCCAAUGAACAUGGCCCUUUUUGUGUGGAUCAUCUGCGUUGCUAUCUCCGGCGCAAUUUUGUUCCUAGUCAUGACCGGGAUGUUGGACCAUGCACUACCAAAGAAGUCCCAGAGAGAUGUAUGGUUUGAAGUCAAUAAUCAAAUUCUAAAUGCACUAUUUACCCUCAUGUGUCUGUAUCAACAUCCAAAGCGAUUUUAUCACCUUGUGCUUCUCUGUAGAUGGAAUCCAAAAGACAUCUCUAGACUCAGAAAGAUUUACUGCAAGAAUGGGACUUAUAAGCCCCAUGAGUGGGCACAUAUGAUGGUGGUUGUGGCUCUACUCCAUCUUAACUGCUUUGCUCAAUAUGCACUUUGUGGUCUAAAUUUAGGAUAUAGGAGAUCAGGGAGACCAGCCUUAGGAGUUGGUGUAUGCAUUUCUGUUGCAAUAGCUGCACCUGCAAUUGCUGGUGUAUACUCCAUUCUUAGCCCUCUUGGGAAGGAUUAUGAGUCUGAAAUAGAUGAGGAAGCACAGGUGCAGAUUACCACUGGUGAAGGGCCAGAGAAGUUGAGGUCAAAAUCAUUAGCAAAGAGAUAUUCAUUUGCAGUCAGAGAUGAACAAAGAAUUGCUGAGACUAGACCACAGUGGAGUGGAGGGAUACUUGAUUUUUGGGAUGACAUUUCUUUAGCGUAUCUAUCACUUUUCUGCUCUUUUUGUGUCUUUGGGUGGAACAUGGAGAGACUCGGAUUUGGGAACAUGUAUGUUCACAUUUUAACUUUUCUCCUCUUUUGCCUGGCUCCUUUCUGGAUUUUCAACUUGGCUGCUGUUAAUAUUGAUAACGAGACUGUCAGGGAAGUGUUAGGUAUAACUGGAAUUAUUCUCUGUGCAUUUGGAUUACUGUACGGUGGCUUUUGGAGGAUUCAAAUGAGAAAGAGAUUCAAUUUGCCAGCUUACACAUUUUGUUUCGGUGAACCGGCAGUUUCUGAUUGCACUUUGUGGCUAUGCUGUUGCUGGUGCUCUCUUGCUCAGGAAGUCCGAACUGGGAAUUCUUACGAUAUUGUGGAAGAUAAAUUAUGUCAGAAGGAAAUGGACAGUAGUAACCAGAUGCCACAGUCACCUUUCUCCGGCAAAGAUGGUUCAAACCCAAGUUCUCCACUUGGCAACAACUCUAGCCCAUCCAGUGAUGUGAUAACUAAUUCUCCAAGUCCAAGCAUAAUUUCAAAGGGGCACGUGACUCCUGGUAAGCACCUUCCUAUGGUGAAAGAAGAGCCUUCCAGAGGAGGUAAGGAUGAGACUAUGACUCCUCCUGCUCCAUCAUUGAUAGAAAGAGAAGCCAAUUAGCUGGAAAAGAAAAUAUAUAUAAUUUUUAUUUUGUAAUUAGUCGACGAUGAAUGAGUUGUGAAAACUAUUACAUGUAUUCUGGGUGUAAUGCGUUGAAAUUCAAUUGAAAUCCCUCUCUUUUUUUUCA